CUUUUGGCUCUCGUACCGCAAUCUCCUUCUCACCACCCUCACUGCGCUGUAGCAGCCAUGCCGAGCUCAACUGCUACGCCAGAAACUCUGAUUACGGGCAUACCCAACUUCUUUCAGGAAGCGCAGCACUCGAUUGCCAACCACCGCAAGAAUGCAGUCGCCCUCCAUCGCAUACACGCUCAAUGCUCGACUUUCACCCAAGAGACGCCGAGAGGGACCAAGCUGCUAGGUGAGAAGGCAUUCAACACCGCCUUCCUGCAAUGCAUCAAUCACGUCCUUGUCAUCAAGAAGGGCGUUACACAGGCAGAUCGAGCUCUCAAAUUCGUGGCAGCCUAUGCAGCCUAUGCCCAGGCUCAGUUCAGAAAGGAUGCGGGACAGCCUGCCAAUGAAGACGAAGAGGAGGAGGACACACCUGCUACACGCUUCGUAACUAUACUACUCAAGCAUGCUAUCAAGGGCUUCUCAGCCAAGAACAAGAAUGUCCGCCUGCGCUGCUGCCAGACUGUUGCCUUGCUCGUCAAUGGCCUCGAGUCAAUGGAUGACGACCUGUAUCAGGUCCUUCUAGAGGCGCUCCUCAUCCGAAUAAGAGACAAGGAGGUGCCCGUCAGAGUGCAGGCAGUCGUCGCUCUCUCCAAGCUGCAGUCAGGAGAUGAUGACGAGGCAGAUCAGACGAUGCUCGUCGACGAGGACGAGGAGGACGAACAAGUCAAAGGUAUCCGCAGCCACCUGCUGGGCAUCUUGCGCACAGAUCCCUCUGCAGAGGCGAGAAGAGCAGCCCUCUUCAAUUUGCCAAUCAACGACUCGACGCUCCCCUACAUCCUCGAGCGCUUACGAGAUACAGAUGCCGUCAACCGUCGCUGCGUGUACCUGGGCAGCCUGACAACCGGCCUAGCUCGACCAGGCUCAUCGCAGCUCUCACCUGAGCAGAGUCAUCAAGUCGUCAAGGUUGGCCUUGGAGAGCGAGAAGAGAGCGUGCGAAAGGCAUGCGGCAAGCUCAUCAACGCUUGGGUGGACCGUGAUGGCGCCGACCCCAUCAAGCUUGUGGAUCGCUUCGAUGGGCUCACGUACGCCGAGUCGACCAUGUCUGCACUCAAGGCCGCCUUCGAGACAAGACCGGCCCUCCUCGACGCCGUAGCCUUCGAUGACACCUUUUGGAAUCAGCUCACCCCCAAUACAGCCCUCCUGGCGCGCUCCGUGGUUGAGUACCUCAAAUCCAAAGGACGAGCGGGUGAAGCACGACUAGAGGAGGUCAUGCCCCUCGUGAUGGCCCUGGCCUUCCGUGUGCAAGGCAUCUGGUCCAGCCUCAUUGAGCUUCUCACAACGCGAGCAGACGAAGAAGAGGCAGAAGACAUGGCCUCGUCUCAAGCCUCGGUCCUCGAGUCAUUGAUGCACAUCGCGCUCAAUAGUGACUACGGCGAUGAGAUUGGGCGUCGCAAGAUGUUUGGGCUGAUCAGAGAGAUGAUCUCGCAUGAGAGCCUGCCGACCAAUCUCAUUGAGCCUUGCAUCGACGUGCUGUUGAAGCUCAGUGCCGGACAGAGAGACUUUGUGCGCAUCGUGGUGGAGAUUGUGCAGGAGCUGGCUGAUGAAGAGGAGGAUGAGGAUGAGGAGGGUGGGGACGCGGAGCGCGAUCAGGAUGCAGACGACUCAGCGGAGGUCGAAGACCUCGUCCAGAGCCGACGCAAGCGCUCUCGCAGCGGCGAGAAUGCCGCAAACGCCGCAGCGUCGAGUGAGCGCAAGAAUGCCUCAGACAAUCGUCGCCUCCUCCUCGUUCGCGCGAUGCUGGAGCGAAUGGCCAGCAACUUGCAUGAGAACACGGCCAUCCACGGCCUCAUCCCGCAACUCAUCGCGCCAGCCGUCAAGUCCAAAGACGCAAGCGUGAGGGAGCAAGGACUUUUCUGCUUGGGGCUGUGCUGCCUGCUGGAUUCCAAACUGGCACUUGACACAUUUCCCCUCUUUCUCGACCAAAUCCAACGCGCCGACGGGGCAAUCAAGCUGCGUGCCACUCAGGUGGUCUUCGACCAAAUGCUCGUGCACGGUAUCCCCUACCUCUCUUCGCGACAAGCAGCAGCAGCCGGUGGCGGGCCCGACGCUGCAGCAAUGGCGUAUUCGCAGAUUAUCGGCUUCUUACUCGGCCUGCUUGAGGACGACGAGGAGCAGAUCCAGGCCGUUGCAGCAGAAGGGAUUGCCAAGCUUAUGCUCUCCGGCAUGGUAGACGAUGACGAGGCGCUUCGCAGUCUGGUGCUCGUAUACAUGAGCCCGGAAACGCAGGCAAAUCAGGAGAUGAGGCAAUGCUUGUCUUACUUCCUACCAGUCUACUGCUUCUCAUCCAGCACGAAUCAGCGAAGACUACAGCGCGUGCUGCUCCCCGUACUGCAAGUGCUCACGGAGGUAUAUCACGAAAUUGCCGGAAGUCAGGAGAUGGUCACCCCAGCUCAAGUGGGCGCUCAGUUGGUUGACUGGUCGGAUCCAAGCAAAGCUAUCAACCUCGCCUCGCCGCAAGACCGUUGCAUCCACUUCGACGUUGCUCUCGAGCUGCUGCAGACUCUGCUCACCAGCGAAGACAAAGAGGAGCGCAAAGUCCUCGUCGGGAUGCUAGGCAAGCUCAGCCUUCCGGAGGCGGAGCAUUUGGACAUGCCCAGGGGAAAGACGUUCUUCCUCCUCGCGGCGAAGCUGCGCGAGGUCAAUGCAUUCGAAGAGACGACAGUGCGCAACUCCUUCGCUAAGUUUGAGGCAAGCUGCAUCAAGAAGUACACAGAGCAGGCUACUGCGGCGAGAGAGGCGGAUCUCGAGAGCGACGCUGAUCUGGAGAAGUUGAGAAGCUUCCUCGAAGGGCAAGACUUGGAGCUUGCGCUGGAUGAUCCCGGGGCGAUUGCCAAUCUGGAUGCGGCAGAUGAAGCAAAGCCGAAGCGCGGAGCAGCGGGGCGUGCCACUUCAAGUGCGCCGAGGAGUACGAGCUCAGCGAAGCCGCCGAGCGGCAGGAGCAAUCGAGCCAUCUCGUCGAGCAAAGCACCCCCGAAGCCCGCAGCAGCGCCACUGAAAGCUACUACGUCGAAACGGACAGUAUCCGCCGCUUCUUCACGGCAGCGCAGCAAGAGCGUCAGUGAUGACGACGAGGACGACGAUGAAAGUGAUGAAGAAGAGGAGUCGGACGAUGACGAUGAUGAAGAUGGCGGGGCUUUGCGCGCGGACGAUGAUUCUGAUGAGGACGAGCUUGCGAUGUAACACCUCUGUACUACGAUAACGGAUGCGCCUUCUUUCGUUGCGA
This is a messenger RNA of Jaminaea rosea, 3265 nucleotides long. Its product is annotated as ARM repeat-containing protein. The coding region runs from base 58 to 3222 and encodes 1054 amino acids. The record is from RefSeq and is a predicted model, not a curated record. The transcript has a single exon. NCBI's taxonomy places the organism in Eukaryota, Fungi, Basidiomycota, Exobasidiomycetes, Microstromatales. Gene Ontology annotation, biological process: mitotic chromosome condensation. Gene Ontology annotation, cellular component: condensin complex; condensed chromosome.